UGCCCAGUCAACACCACGAGCUAUAAAACAUCCUUGCCUGAAGAGUCUUUGCAGAACUUUUCUGAAUUUAUUGCCCCAGGACACUGCCUUUCCAUAGGAUGAAGUCUACUUGCUGCCUUCUCAUCACCAUCCUCCUUCUUCAGCGGAGUGUAGGGAACACUGAGUGUUCUUUAGACUCCAUUGUGGAUGAAAGGAUAAAUGAAGCUCUCCAAGAUCUGGAGUUCAAUCCUUCUCCCCGACUAAAGAUGUCGUGUACCAGUGUCACCAGCUCUGGCAGACUGGCCUCCUGCCCUGUAGGGAAUGUUGUCACCGGCUGUGCUUGUGGCUAUGCCUGUGGUUCCUGGGAUAUCCGAGGGGAAACCACGUGCCACUGCCAGUGCAGCGUGGUAGACUGGGCCGCUGCCCGCUGCUGCCGCCUGACCCAACAAGGAUGAGGAUGAGAACCCGAAAGUGUGGCCAUGACUGGAAUGAAACCAUGACCACAAACAGGAAAUCUCCUUCAUUUCAUUCCUAAAACUGCCCCUUCCUUUGUUACAACCCAGCUUCUUGGAUAAUAAAGGCAACUUUUGCAUC
Molecule: messenger RNA, 573 nt
Organism: Phyllostomus hastatus (greater spear-nosed bat)
Lineage: Eukaryota; Metazoa; Chordata; Mammalia; Chiroptera; Phyllostomidae
Gene: RETNLB
Product: resistin like beta
Exons: 4
Coding region: 99-434 (111 amino acids)
Cellular component (GO): extracellular region
Molecular function (GO): hormone activity
Source: RefSeq, a predicted model, not a curated record